This is a messenger RNA of Leptinotarsa decemlineata (Colorado potato beetle), 1281 nucleotides long. RefSeq names its product B-cell receptor-associated protein 29. The record is from RefSeq and is a predicted model, not a curated record. Lineage: Eukaryota; Metazoa; Arthropoda; Insecta; Coleoptera; Chrysomelidae. Gene Ontology annotation, biological process: endoplasmic reticulum to Golgi vesicle-mediated transport; intracellular protein transport. Gene Ontology annotation, cellular component: endoplasmic reticulum membrane; endoplasmic reticulum.
UUUUAUCUUGUUUCUUAUUGGUGAGCCGGUUGACUCAUUUUGAUCUUUGGAAUGUGCACUAAGUGAUAUUCUAUAAAUAGGUUGAAGCCACAUCAGAGCAUUGAAAUAUAUAAAUACAUAUAGUCCCUAUCACAUUGACAUUAGAAAAAUGAGCUUACAGUGGACACUCAUUGCUGGAUUCCUGUAUUUGGAAAUAGCUGUGGUACUUUUAUUAGUACUACCAAUAGCAAGUGCAAGAAGAUGGAACUCAUUUUUCAAGUCAAAGUUUUUACAAGUUCUACAGAGACAAGCUGGCUUUUACUUCUUGAUACUUUUGGCGAUAUUAGUUUUGUUCCUUCUUGAUGCUAUCAGAGAAAUGAGGAAAUACUCUAAUUUGGCUGCUGAUGAACAUGGACAUGCACAUCUUGAUCGAGAAAUGCAAGGCAGCAUGAGAUUAUUCCGAGCCCAACGUAAUUUUUACAUUUCCGGAUUUGCCCUGUUCCUGUCAUUGGUGAUAAGACGCCUAGUCAUUCUGAUUUCCAACCAGGCCACUCUUGAGGCUCAGUCUGAGGCAUCAAUGAGACAGGCUCAGAGUGCCACAACAGCUGCCAAGUCCUUACUUGCACAACGUGGAGAAGUCGCUCAAAAUGACAGUAAUGAGGCUCAUGAUAAAGAAGUAAUAGAGCUGAAGGCCAAGCUUGUCAAAGUCCAAGACGAACUAAAACUUGAAAAGAAAGAUAAGAAUGCCCUCAAAGAGCAAGCUGAUAACUUGGCAAAGGAGUAUGAUCGCCUUGCAGAAGAACACAGCAAGCUUCAGAAAAAAUUAACUGUGGGAUCUGGUGAUAAGAAAGAUGAGUAAGAUUAUUGUAACGAUGGAUUUCAAAUUUCGGUAUGUUCUCUAUCAAAGUUUAAAUGUUAAUAAAAGAGGCUGUUUGAAAUAAGGACAAAAUAUAUUAAUUCGAAAUAUGAGACACUAGGUGUGGGAAUAUUUAAAUAGAUUGAUAGCUGAGAAAUUAUUUUUGUUUAGUUCGGUGGUGAAAUGAAUAUCUUUACUGUUCUACAAGAAAACACAAUUUUUUAUAUUACACAUAUAUUUCGUGUUAAGAAACAAUAUCAUUAGGCAAUACAAUGUUAUGAAAAUAUUAAUUUAUUAACACAUAAUUUUUUUAAGCUACUUAUAUAAUAUCUAGCAUUGCCUUAUUAUAAUUUCGUUUUUUUGUUGAACUUGUUAUGUUAUGUUGAACAAAUUAUGUCUGUAAUUCCUGCUUUGUAAAAAAUAAAUUAUUUUCCAAAUAAAAAAUA